Tetranychus urticae (two-spotted spider mite) is the source of this 1362-nucleotide messenger RNA. RefSeq names its product adiponectin receptor protein. Gene Ontology annotation, biological process: adiponectin-activated signaling pathway. Gene Ontology annotation, molecular function: signaling receptor activity. Gene Ontology annotation, cellular component: plasma membrane. The record is from RefSeq and is a predicted model, not a curated record. NCBI's taxonomy places the organism in Eukaryota, Metazoa, Arthropoda, Arachnida, Trombidiformes, Tetranychidae.
UGAGCAACAAAGACGUCUUCUGUGUUGAGGAAGACAUGAAUUAAAUGUUAACUUGUAAAGUGAAAUGCUGUGUUUAAAUAAACCGGUCUGAGAGAGAGAAGAGAGAAAGUGAGAAAACAAAAAAAAGUGAGUUUCUUAUCUUCAUCAUUUCGUCGAUUAGUGCAACAAAAACUCAUCAACCAAUAAACAUAAACCUUUCCCAUUGCAACCUGUGAAUUAAUAAGUAAAGAUUAAUUCAACAUUGCUAUCAAAACGGAUUAUCAUUAAACCAGACAAAAUGAGAUGAAAAGUCAACCUUAAAAAAAGUAGUUUUCAAGUUACCAACAAAAAAGUGUACAGUUUUUUCCUGGUUUCACCCAAAGACUCGAAAUGAAUGUUGAAUGUUUAUCGAAACCUGAGUCAAAAUCAUUACCAACCAAGCCAUCAACCGAGCCAACAAGCCCACUCUCAUGGCCUCUCUGCCAUUUCCAUUCGUUGCCUUCUUGGCUUCAACACAAUGAAUACCUCAUAAGUGGACAUCGUCCACCUUUACCUUCUUAUAAAGAAUGUAUUCGCUCAAUAUUUCGCCUUCACACGGAAACAAUCAACAUCUGGUCACAUUUCAUCGGCUUUGCCAUCUUCGCCUCACUAACAGUUCGGUUCAUGCUUUAUGCGCCCAACCAUUUCGCGGCAACUGAUCGACUGGUUUUGGAAACCUUUUUGUUCGCAGCGACCUUUUGCUUUGCCUUUUCAACAGCCUAUCACACCUUCUCAUGUCACUCGCCCAAUGCGUCCGACCUUUUCUGCAAAUUGGACUAUUGUGGAAUCGUUUUGCUGAUUGCUGGCUCGUUGCUGCCGUAUGUUUAUUAUGGCUUUUACUGUGAAAAUAUGCCUAAACUUGCCUAUCUAGUCUUAAUUGGUACUCUUUGCAUAUUGACUUUGACUGUGAGCCUAUCUGAUCAGUUUGGAACUUCUGAAGCUGCACCUUUCAGGGCAAAGAUAUUCACUUCAUUUGGCAUGACAGUGCUCUUCCCUUCGAUCCAUGUCAUUGUUAAUGGAUCAGUUAUAACCGAUGCUAUACUCUGGGAAGGUUUCCUCAACAUUUGCUCAACUGGAGCCAUUUACUUUACAGGAGCCUUAGUCUAUGCUCUCAAAGUACCUGAACGAUUCUUUCCCGGUAAAUGUGACCUUUGGUUCCAUUCCCAUCAACUGUUUCACAUUCUGGUUGUUUGUGCAGCUGUAACCAACUACCAAGGUCUAUCCGAUAUGGCCUGGUAUCGAGCAAGUCGACCCAUUUGCUCAGCUGAUCUCUACGGUUCCCAAAUAUUGUUUUAACUUUUGUUAAACUCAAACAAUUAACAUUAAAAUUUUUCAAUAAUUUAC